This is a messenger RNA of Saccoglossus kowalevskii, 1885 nucleotides long. Its product is annotated as mRNA-capping enzyme-like. Gene Ontology annotation, molecular function: ATP binding; mRNA 5'-triphosphate monophosphatase activity; mRNA guanylyltransferase activity. The record is from RefSeq and is a predicted model, not a curated record. NCBI's taxonomy places the organism in Eukaryota, Metazoa, Hemichordata, Enteropneusta, Harrimaniidae. Gene Ontology annotation, biological process: 7-methylguanosine mRNA capping; dephosphorylation.
GUGACAACCGGAAGUUGUUCUUUUUUUAGAAACAGCAAGGUAAUAUUGAAAUGCAUUGAAGUUCUACUGUAUGUUGACUACAUUGUUCUGAUUUUUAAUUCACAAAAUGGAACUGGAUACUCAGUGGCAGUUUGUGUGUCAAAAUAGAUGAAAAUCGAAGCAUUCUACUACAAGCGCAUGUAAGAACAAUAUCGCACGACAGAUUUGAGCGGGGAUUUCCGAUACAAUGCAUUACUGUUGUUCGCGAAGUAUUUGUUCGAGUAAGCAUUUUCCAGGAAAUUUGAAAUCAAGUCUGACCAGAAGAUUUUAAGAAAGUCCAGUCUUGUGCUAAGAUAACUGUUUCCUAAAGAACGAAAUAAAGUCUUUGUUUUCUAGAUACUGUACUGCAGUAUACACAAUGUCAAUACCACCUCGGUGGCUGAACUGUCCAAGAAAAGGCCAAGUCGUGGCAGGAACUUUUCUUCCAUUCAAAACACCACUCAGCUCAAGAUAUGAUGACCAGAUACCUGAAGAGAACAGAUUUGGUCUUGAUAUGUUAUUUUUAUACUUAAGUUCUAUGAAAUUGAAAAUGGGACUGUUAAUUGAUUUAACAAACACAACCAGAUUUUAUGAUAAAUCUAUAGUUGAGAGUAAAGGCAUGAAACAUGUUAAGUUACAGUGCAGAGGGUUUGGAGAGGCACCAUCUCCUGAUCAGACCCGAGUGUUCAUUGAAAUGUGUGCAUCAUAUCGAGCUAAAAAUCCAUUAGACAUUAUAGGCGUUCAUUGCACACAUGGAUUCAACAGAAGUGGAUUUCUUAUUGCAGCAUAUUUAGUUGAAAAAUUAGAUUGGAGCAUUGAUGCAGCUGUUGUAAGUUUCACCCAAGCUAGACCACCAGGAAUCUAUAAAGCACAUUAUAUUCUGGAACUUUUCAGUCGUUAUGGCGAUAAAGAAGAUGCACCGGCUGCUCCAGAGCUUCCAGACUGGUGUAACGAGUUUGACGACACACAGGAUGAUGAUGGAAAUGAAGAUGGAUCAACACGGGAUGGCCAAAGAAAAAGACGAAGGGGAGAAUUAAAUAAUACGAAUGCCAUGUUUAUGGAAGGUGUUGAAGGAGUGACUCAGUUCACUACACAACCCAAGUUAAUGCAAUUACAGAGAAAAUGCCAGGACAUGUGUGGCUGGAGAGGGAAUGGUUUUCCCGGUAGUCAGCCUGUAUCAAUGGAUCGACAAAACAUUCAUUUCUUACACAACAAGCCUUAUAAAGUUAGCUGGAAAGCUGAUGGUGUCAGGUAUAUGAUGUUGAUAGAUGGUCCUGGUGAAAUUUACAUGUUUGACAGAAAUAACGCCGUAUUUGCCGUCCCACAGCUUGUAUUUCCACAGCGAAAACAGAAUGGUCAUAUUAAAAAUACAUUACUGGAUGGGGAAAUGAUUAUUGAUAAAGUCAAUCAACAAUCAGUACCACGAUAUUUGAUAUAUGAUAUCAUUACAUUUGAGGGUCAGCCUGUUGGAAAGACUGAUUUUGAGAGGCGGUUGCUAUGUAUUCAUAAAGAGAUAAUUGGAGUCCGUCAUGAAUGGAUGAAACAGGGACGAAUAGACAGAACUAGAGAACCAUUUGGUAUCAGAGCGAAACCAUUCUGGGAUGUUACAACAGCUGUGAAGCUUGUUGAUGGUAAAUUCGCACAAGAAUGUGGACAUGAAACUGAUGGUCUUAUAUUCCAACCUGUACCAGAUGCAUAUGAAGCAGGUAGAUGUCAACAAACACUGAAAUGGAAACCACCGUCUUUAAACUCUGUAGACUUCAGAUUAAAAGUUCAAAAAGUACAGAAACCAGGUAUGCUACCUGAAACACAUGGUUAUCUGUACGUUGGAGGAAGAGAUAUGCCAUUUUCAGAAAUUAAGGUAUGA